Molecule: messenger RNA, 2227 nt
Organism: Amaranthus tricolor (Joseph's coat)
Lineage: Eukaryota; Viridiplantae; Streptophyta; Magnoliopsida; Caryophyllales; Amaranthaceae
Product: protein decapping 5
Exons: 8
Coding region: 146-1924 (592 amino acids)
Biological process (GO): P-body assembly; cytoplasmic stress granule assembly
Cellular component (GO): P-body
Molecular function (GO): mRNA binding
Source: RefSeq, a predicted model, not a curated record
UUUACCAAACAAAACCCUAAAAACUCAUAAUUAUAAUCAUUAUCAACCACUUCCAUCUCCCAAAAAAGAGUCAACAAAAAACCAAUACUCCAUACUUUAUCUCUCCCUCAUGUGGUGAUUCCGUAACUGAUAAGCAGCAGAAAUCAUGGCGGCUGAACCUCCGAAGGCGACAUCCUCAGCCGAUUCGUACAUCGGCAGUUUGAUUAGUCUCACAUCAAAGAGUGAGAUCAGAUAUGAAGGCAUUCUCUACAGCAUCAACACCGAUGAGUCCAGUAUUGGCCUCCGUAACGUCAGAUCAUUCGGAACUGAAGGAAGAAAGAAAGAUGGCCCACAAGUAGCUCCGAGUGAUAAGGUUUAUGAAUACAUACUUUUCCGCGGCAGUGAUAUUAAGGAUUUGCAGGUGAAAUCAUCCCCUCCUGUUCAGCCAGUUGCACCUGUGUCAUCCAUCGAUAAUGAUCCAGCUAUCAUACAGUCACAUUAUCCUCGUCCAGCGUCAACAUCUACUAAUCUGCCACCAGCUGUCAGUGCUCCAUCAGCUGAUGCUAAUUCUCAUGGUCCACAGCCUGGACACCCUGGGUCAAGUUUCCCAGGUCAUUUGCCUUUGUAUCAACCUGGGGGUAUAGGGUCUUGGGGGCCGUCGCCUGUACCUGGUGCGAAUGGUAGUGGACUUGCGAUGCCUAUGUAUUGGCCUGGGUUUUAUGGCCCUCCAAACGGUCUUCCUCAUAUGCCCCAACAGCCCUUGCUCAGACCACCUCCUGGACUUGCUGCGCCACCUUCACUGUCGCAGCCAAUGCUGUUUUCUGGGUUCAAUUCGCCUUUGACAGCAGGAUCUUCAAAUUUAACUGGCUCUAAAUUGCCUGAAAUUCCCCCUAGUCUGAUUAGCUCAAGCAGUACAUCCACUAAUGUAGCACAGGCCUCUAUAUCACAAUUGAAUGUACCUUCUGUGCCAUCUACCAGUCUAGUUGCUGAAAACUCGUCCAGUUCUACUGUGUCUAAGGCUGCCAAUACCGGUCUUCUUUCAACGCCUAGCUUCUCUACUGUAUCUCAAUCGGCCCUCUCUUCUGCUCCAGAUGCUAGUAUUAUAACACCUGCUGCCUCUAGCAAGGUUAACACUAUUUCUAAUUCAGGCUUGUUAAACCCAAGCCAUCCUCAAACCUCGUCCAUCAUCAGUUCUGGUUUAAGCCAGGCAGAAAUUGCUAAGCCUUCUCUGGUCACCCCUGAUCAACUAGUGCAGUCUGGACAAUUGCCAACUUCUUCACCUUCAACUUCACAAACUGUUCACAAAGAUGUGGAAGUUGUUCAAGUGUCAUCAGCUUUGUCUUCUGAUGCAAAAGCAGAAUUGGUGAGGGAAGCACAGCCACCGAUAUUGCCUCUGCCACCUCCUGCAUCAAGGUCUUUCCACAAGCCUAAUGGUGGUAAUUUUCAUCCACGUCAUAAUUACAACUUCCGGGGACGUGAUAGAGGAAGAGGAAGUGGGAGCUCAUGUCCAGUAACCAAAUUUACUGAGGACUUCGAUUUCAUGGCUAUGAAUGAGAAGUUCAAAAAGGACGAAGUAUGGGGUCAUCUUGGUAAAAGUAACAAGUCCCAUGCUGGAGACAACGAUGUUAAUGGUGAGAAUGAUUUUGAGGAUGCUGAAGAGGAAUCUCCACAACUCGAUGCAAAGACUGUUUAUAAUAAGGACGACUUCUUUGAUACCCUUUCCUGCAACACUGGUGAUCAUGACUCACAAAAUGGGAGGACAAGAUUCUCCGAGCAGUUGAAGAUAGAUGCUGAGACAUUUGGUGAGUAUGUUAGAUAUCAUCGAGGUGGGCGUGGUGGCCGGCCACCAGGUCGUGGUGGUCGUGGUCGUGGAUCAUAUCAUGGAAGGGGGUAUGGAAACGUUGGUAGGGGCCGAGGACGUGGUGUGUCUUAUCGGUCUUCCUGAUUAAUACCGCCCGUGUUUACAAAUAUCAACAUGGAUGGAGGCGAUAGAAGUUGCAAACAAUUGUUUAUUUAAGUAUGGUAAAGCUUCUAGUUUGUAUUGUUUGCUCUUUUGUGGGUUUGUAUUUCUCUUAGUUUCAUAUUAUUUGGGGGUAACUGGUAAGCAAGCAGUCAGCAAGAAACUCUCGAAAGAAACUUGUAGCUUUUAUUGCUCGACAUAAAGUUAUGUCAUGUAAAUCUGGUGUGAUUGUCUUUCUAGUUUUGAUCAUUUUUAAGAUUAAUAAAUUUAUGUUCCCUUUCUGCUUCA